Aureococcus anophagefferens is the source of this 2797-nucleotide messenger RNA. RefSeq lists its product as hypothetical. Bases 1 to 2718 code for a protein of 905 amino acids. Lineage: Eukaryota; Pelagophyceae; Pelagomonadales; Pelagomonadaceae. The transcript has 2 exons. Gene Ontology annotation, biological process: motile cilium assembly. The record is from RefSeq and is a predicted model, not a curated record. Gene Ontology annotation, molecular function: protein binding. Gene Ontology annotation, cellular component: ciliary basal body.
AUGCGGCACCGCGCCGGCGACUCGGAAGAGAGCCCUGCCCUACUCGAGGCCUUACUCGGAGGUCCCCCACGUCCCGGCGUCCUGGGUGGCGCCCUGCGGCUAACGGCCGCAGCCGCGGGUUCUCGCGGACGGCGCCGCCGGCGCGUGGAGCGCGUCGGUUCUCAUGGUAGUUAUGCCACAGCACAGAAGGGGUUUUGGGCGAAAUACUGCAAAUGGUAUCCCAGCUACCAAGUCGUGGAUGAAUGUAAUCGAUUUGGGCGAUGUUUACGAGCUUGGGCCGCCCAAAACCUCCCCUUUCAAAAUGGGUUGAACGAUCGACCCAGACCGCUGGAGUUGAAUGAAGUAGCUGCAAAUCGUGUCGCUCAGAUGCGGACGCGAGCACGCCCUGAUGAUGUAAUCAGUAUUUCUAUCCUUGGGACAGGAAACUUGAGUGACGAGCCCGAUAUCAUCCAUCCUAUUGUGCGGGCGCAUCUGGUUGAUCCGACAUCUGGAAGGUAUCUUGUGCCAUCUACGAAAAGUAGUUGCCAGGGCGUUGGUGGGCUGACAACAUACCACGAGCAGGCCUCGGCUCUUCGAACGGAUUCUCUUAAAUAUGCAACGGGGGUAGAAGAGAUGGAUGUUCCCGUAGAACACGUGUUACCAAUUGCAACAGCGCCUUGUCAUCUACAGGGCCGGAGCAUUGCGCCUGUUUGGAAUGAAUCGUGUGUUAUCAACCUACCCUAUCGUGAUCUUCUCGACCCUAAUGUGCUUAUACUCUUCGAAAUUGUCGAUUUCAAUCACAUCCAAUCCCACUCAACACAUCGGGAGCACACUGAUGGGCUCUACGGGUUGGCUUGGGCAUACUUGCAACCUGUUGGCUUGCAUGGUGACGUCUAUGUCGGUACUCGUGGUUCCAUACCAAAGGGACAGAAGCUGACCGGAGCAACGGGCGCCGGUGACGACGAGGCGAAACUUUCCAUCCGGCUCCAACUGUACGACUAUAAAUCUCUAUCACCGUCAGCAAGAUACACGGCACUUGCCUCUGGUAUAUCAGCGCCUCCGGCUCCUGCGUCCCCACGUGUGCCAGCGGUCUACCUUCAAUAUCUUCGCAAGGGUCGUGCACGCUACCCAUCAACGCUUUUAGUGCGAAUCCAUCCCAUUUCACGCCCUCACGACCACGAGGUUAGCUAUCGUCCCACGCAACCCAACCAAAAGGAGGUCUCUGAUAUUUGUUCCGUGGCAUCACAGCCCAAAUCAGGUAUCGAUGCAAAGACUGCAGCAAGUCGUGGUAUGGCAGACGCGCGAUCUUUGCGGGCAACCUGCCGGCAGCGAUAUGCGUCCGAGGGUUGUGUGCUCCCUGAUCGGCUCCUCUGUCGUAUCCAUUCAGGAUCACAUGGUGCGCUAACGAUACAAUUUUCUCCAACUGGUCGUCUUCUUGCGGUCGCAUCUGUCGAGUCACUCGUUUGUCCUAUCCGGCUCUAUGAUGCAGCUGGUCACACCGACGGUGCUGGAAUACACCUGCCUUCUGCAGCCACUGCGUGUGCUGCAUAUGGCCUCCAGGUAGAUUGCGAUAAGGAAGGGGCGCUCCUCCUCGCUGAUCUUGACGGUCACCAUGGCUUGAUAUAUGAUUUGCGCUUCACAGCGGAUGAACGAUUUCUCCUCUCGGCAUCAGCAGAUGGUCUUGCCAAAAUUUGGGAUCUCGGGUCUCUAGCCGCGCUGCCUGAUCCAGUGCGACCAAGUCGAGCACCUCAGAUCCUCUGCAUCAUUCGGGAACCUUCUGGGCACUACAUUUACGCUGCUGCCUUCGUAGCCAUGGUCUCACGUUCCGGGGCUGUCGUGGAAUCUGUCGAGAAUCGGCCACCCGGCCCUGGCCAGGGGUGGGCGACCAGAAGACGGGAUGACAGCGAGGUGAACGCCACGCGCAACGUGGUAGGGCAUCAACAAAACCCAGACAUCAUUGCAAAAUUAUGUCCGCCUAUACUCACGGGCGCUUACAGUGGGGCUUUAGCGUACUGGGACCCGGGAACAGGGUCCUCACUUGGUCUCCUGGGUGGUGAGAUUGUUCAUGAUGGUCGUGUGCAUUGCAUCGAGGUUGAUCAACGUUCAGGCCGCAUCUACAGUGGUGAUUCAACUGGUGCCAUUAUUGUCUGGCGACGGAACGGCGAUGGAAACUGUGUCAGCCACUUUGUCAAAGCUCGUAAGAUUGAGCACGCAGAGUUUAAGUGCAAACCGAUCAUGUCUAUGCAGCUGCACCCAAAAUGUCGACGUGGCCAGCUCCUGGUCCAAGCACAAGCUUGUACGCUUAAGCUAUUUGAUCUGACAACAGCGCAACCAGUAGCUCACUACAAAGGCAAUGUUGUCAACACAGCAUUGAUACGAGCGAAAUUUAGUCCCGAUGGGAACAUCAUCAUGGCUGGCUCCGAAGAUGGGAAAGUAUACGCCUGGGAUACCAAGUCAACAACACCAAUUUUGUUGCCAAUGGCCCAUGUCGGAUAUAACGCACCUCUCUGUGACCUCACCUGGCACCCAACACAGCACGUUGUUGCGUACACGUGCUAUGGUGGUGAUCAUCCAAUACUUCUAUGUUUUUCCCAUCGACCCGAGAACCCCAGGUAUCUCCUUGAAAACUCCGCUUUGGGUGCAGUUUCUCAUCUAGAUGAGGAUCGUGCGGCAAAGCGCAAAGAACGCCUCCGGGAGCUUCAGAUGCGCCGCAGAGGCGACAGUGGCCUAGCGAUAUAGUAAGAGGAAAACCGGCCAUUAUCCCCCCCCCCCUUAGUCACAAGGUGCACGAUGGUCCUAAUCUAAGAGGUGUAUAUGC